This is a messenger RNA of Nematolebias whitei (Rio pearlfish), 485 nucleotides long. RefSeq names its product zinc finger and BTB domain-containing protein 14. The record is from RefSeq and is a predicted model, not a curated record. Gene Ontology annotation, biological process: regulation of transcription by RNA polymerase II. NCBI's taxonomy places the organism in Eukaryota, Metazoa, Chordata, Actinopteri, Cyprinodontiformes, Rivulidae. Gene Ontology annotation, molecular function: RNA polymerase II cis-regulatory region sequence-specific DNA binding; DNA-binding transcription factor activity, RNA polymerase II-specific; protein binding.
AAACGUGAUUUGUCGUCAGAAGAAAAAGAAAAGUUUCCAUAUGACAUCGUAAAGAUGGCGUUGCCACCUGAGGCUCAGAUGGCACCUGACUCUGAUGAUCUCCGUGAGAAUGAUGACACGUCCACUACUGAUGACCUCGUUGAGGCAUCGGCGAAUCAGGAGCUUGAUAAGUCUCCUAACGCGACACUGCAAGUGCAGGAAGCCAUCUUGAAAGAGCUAACCAAUGAGGAUGUACAUAAGGUGGCCUGUUAUGACCAGGAUGUGGUGACAGAAAUGGAGGCAGAGCCUAAAGAACUUGGGGCGGAGCAUCAUGCCACCCAGACACUGACGUUUACAGAUAAUAUUGGUGAAGUGAAGGAUGAGCAGGCACCAGGCUGGUCGACAACUACAGCUGAGAUGAAGUUUGAAUACCUUCUGUAUGGACAUCGUGAACAACUUGCCUGCCAGGUGUGCGGGAAAACCUUCCUAGAUGAAAGUAAACUCAG